Molecule: messenger RNA, 2640 nt
Organism: Octopus sinensis (East Asian common octopus)
Lineage: Eukaryota; Metazoa; Mollusca; Cephalopoda; Octopoda; Octopodidae
Product: nucleolar MIF4G domain-containing protein 1
Exons: 14
Coding region: 146-2593 (815 amino acids)
Biological process (GO): ribosomal small subunit biogenesis
Cellular component (GO): nucleolus
Molecular function (GO): protein binding; RNA binding
Source: RefSeq, a predicted model, not a curated record
AAACGUAGGAAUCCGAAAAAAUCCCUUUUUCAAGGAGAGGUGCGAAACUGCAUUAGCCCCCUUUCUUGCAACAGAAACUCGUGUGGUCUUUUUUUUAUGAUGAGAUUAAUUUCGCAUUACACCGUUGAAUAUCUUGAUAAUCAACAUGAAAGGAAUUAUUAAAGUUACCCAAAGAAAAGAAAAUAGAAAACUUCUUCGUAAAUUGAAGAAGUUGAAAAACGUAGCAUUUUCUCAAAGGAAACAAAUUCCAACUUUAGAAAAUAUAGAUAAUUCUAAAGCAUCUGAAGAAGCAGAGCAACAAAAGAAAAGGAAUGCUGUGAGAAAUAAAAAAAGGAAAAUAUCACGUAAAAAGAAAAAAAUGAAGCUAAAAGAAUUACAAUUAAAUCCAGUUGAGAGUGAUGAUGACAAGGAAAGUGAAGAGGAAGAAGACACUAAUGUACAAAUGAUCAGAAAACGACAGGAUCAGGCAGCUAUAAAAAAUGAAGAGAAGGCCAUUAAAGAACUUGAAAAGAAGCUUGGUCUGAAGAAAAGAAAGACUCUACCUCAGUCGUUUAUAGAUGAUGGCUUAGGCUAUAUUCUUGAUGUGGCUGGAGAUUUUAAAAAUUGUGGCCUUCCCCUCAAAAAGGUAAAUGGAAAUGAUUCUGAUUCAGACAGUGAUAAAUCUGAAGAUGAUGAAAAGAAAGAUAGGGAUUCAGAAAUGGCUGAUGAAAAUUGUGAUGAUGACAAUGAUGUUGAGGAUGAUGAUUUUGACAAUGAUGAUGAUGAUGAUGAGGAGGAGGAGGAUGAUGAUGAUGAAGACAGUGAAAGUAUUCCAGAACUUGUAGAAGAUACUAAAACCAAACAGGCUCCCAUUUUGAAAAGGCCAGCAACAGAAGACUGUUCAGAGAAAUCCAUAAAAAAAAAGGUCAAAUUUGAUGAUUCAGUCCCAGUGCCAAAGGCAAAACAAGUGAAAUUAACUGAGCAAAGUAAUGAUUCUUUGAAAGAAGACAUUUAUGGUCGGUUACGAGACGCUGAUGGAAAGGUUGUGAAUUCAAAACCAACUGGUUACAUACCUCCAGCCUUGCGACAGAACUUAUCUGAUGCUAAUGCUAUAGAUGCAAAACUAAAUAAACAAAUGAAAGGACUUGUUAAUCGAGUUAAUGAAGCAAAUAUGGCAAUUAUGAGUAAUCAACUUGAAGAGAUGUACAAUUGUCACAGUCGAGCUAUUCUGAAUAAAUGCUUCUUUGAAAACAUUUGUAGCACUGCAAUUCGACCGGAGUCAAGUCUGGAUCGUCUCCUACUGGAGCUGGCCCUACUUAUUGUUAUUAUUCACAGCAAUGUUGGUGAGGAAAUUGGUGCCUAUAUAAUUCAAAAUUUGGUAGAAAAUAUGCAUAAAUACCGAAAGAAAAGCAAUGGUAAAGAGCUGAACAAUGUUAUUACUCUGAUGUGUUGUAUGUUUAAUUUGAAGAUAUUCCAUUCUACUCUGUUGUUUGACCUGAUCAGGUUAUUUAUGGAUUCUUUUCAAGAAAAAGAUGUGGAAAUUCUUUCAAUAAUAUUCAAAAAUUGUGGCUUUGGAUUGCGUAAGGACGACCCUACACAGCUAAGGGAGGUAAUUUCAUGUAUUCAGCAAAAAUCUAGCACUGUCAAUAUCGACAAUUUUGAGGAACCAGGACGGAUGCGGUUUAUUCUUGAUACUCUUCUGGCUGUUAAAAACAACAAUGUUUAUAAAGGAGAUCACCAAGAAAGAUUUGAACUGUUACAGCGUUUUACAAAAUUAGCCAAGCAUUUAAUUCGAAACAAAUCUAUUGGUGAUAACCAACUGCGAGUGACUCUGAGUGAUUUACAAAAUGCAGAUACAAAAGGUCGGUGGUGGAUCGUUGGAUCUGCAUGGUCUGGAGAAACAGAAGAUUCAAAAAAAGCUGAUGAAGAGUCAAUUCCAACAGGAAGUGAAGAAGUCAAAAAUUUUCUAGAAUUGUCAAGGAAGCAACGUAUGAAUACAGAUAUCCGAAGAAAUAUAUUCUAUACUCUAAUGGCUAGUGAGGAUUUUGUUGAUGCCUUUGAAAGACUUCUUAAACUCAAACUAAAACCAGUACAAGAAAGGGAUAUAAUUCAUGUUAUUGUUGACUGUUGCAUUCAAGAAAAAGAGUACAAUCCUUACUAUGCACACCUUCUUCAGAAGUUCUGUGAAUUCCACAGACGUUUUCAGAUGACAUUUCAAUUUAAUUUGUGGGAUAAAUUGAAAGACAUGCCCAGUUUAACAGAAAUGAUGAUGUCAAAUUUAGCCAAAUUGGUUUCUCACUUGAUAGUAAGCAAAGCUCAGUCUUUGGCUUUAUUUAAGGUUUUGGAAUUUGGUACAUUGGACAAACAAACAGUUUUUUUCUUGAAGGCUGUUUUAUUGGACUUAUUUGAAAAUAACCCAAGCCAUGUAAUAAACAUGGUAUUUGAACGCAUUGCCAUACAAACUAAUCUUUAUAAAUUCAGAGAAGGACUGCGUCUGUUCAUAAUGCAUUUCUUAAUUGGUCGUAAAAAGAAGGCCAAAUCUCCAACUGUUAUAAAGCAGUUGCAAGAAGCUGUACAAUUGCUUUCAAUAUCCCAUUCUACUACUUUAUUGUAGUACAAUUAAUUGAGAUUACUCGACAACAAUAAAGACUGUGAUAGUAA